Scaptodrosophila lebanonensis is the source of this 738-nucleotide messenger RNA. RefSeq names its product zinc finger protein 593 homolog. The transcript is spliced from 2 exons. Bases 174 to 665 code for a protein of 163 amino acids. The record is from RefSeq and is a predicted model, not a curated record. Gene Ontology annotation, molecular function: nucleic acid binding; zinc ion binding. Lineage: Eukaryota; Metazoa; Arthropoda; Insecta; Diptera; Drosophilidae.
GCAGUGUUUUAUACGCAGUUGAUAGUUUUUCUUGUUAUUAUUUGCCACAGCUGAAUCUUUUGCAUUGCACUUUGCUGGCAACGCAAAACAGGAGAAAAAACCAAAACACGUGCAACAACGGUGGUAUCAGACGGAAAAUUUCUUUUUUAACGUUCAAGCAGCAAUAAUUCAGGAUGGGCAUGUGUCAAAGGCGUAAGAAGAUGCAUUAUGGCGACACGCAUCUACAGCGUCGCUGGCGCGUACGCAACCGCCGGCGCGAUCUCGACCAAAUCGAUGACGACCUCCGCACCCGGAGCGGCGAACUGAUCAAUCAGAGCGUCGAUUUGGAAAAACCAGGUUUUGCACAGUUCUAUUGUGUACACUGCGCCAAGUACUUCAUCGAUGACACGGCCAUGCAAGCGCACUUUCGUACCAAAGUACACAAGCGUCGUUUGAAGGCGCUCGAAACGGAGCCUUACAGCAUUGAGGAGUCGGAGCGUGCUGCUGGACGUGGCAGCUUCCAGAAGCCCAAGAAGCGUGUGAUGGAAACGCAACCAUCCAAGGAGGAAGUGUCGGCUGGCAAACGCAUUAAAAUCGAGGAAGUACCAGAAGAUAGCAAUACCAAUGAUGAACAACCCACGACGUCGACAAAACAGAGCAAAAGAUCGCAAAAAAUGGAAACAUAGUGACACAAAACGGACUUUAAAAUCUAUUUGUAAAUAAGAUAUAAAUGCUGUGCCUCCUAACUAACACACAAAA